This is a messenger RNA of Octopus sinensis (East Asian common octopus), 1658 nucleotides long. Its product is annotated as G-protein coupled receptor 161-like. Gene Ontology annotation, molecular function: G protein-coupled receptor activity. The record is from RefSeq and is a predicted model, not a curated record. Gene Ontology annotation, cellular component: membrane. Bases 111 to 1529 code for a protein of 472 amino acids. NCBI's taxonomy places the organism in Eukaryota, Metazoa, Mollusca, Cephalopoda, Octopoda, Octopodidae. Gene Ontology annotation, biological process: G protein-coupled receptor signaling pathway. The transcript has a single exon.
AUAUAUAUAUGUGUGUACAUAUAUGUCCGAACAUAAAAAAGAAACAGGAAAUCUACUUUAAACAAACUAGUAAACACAGAACAAUUAUAUGUUAAAGUCGCCAUUGCGCCAUGUUUUUAAAUCAUAACCUUACGAGUGAUGUUUCAUUAAGGAACUUGAUUUUAGGUUUUAAUGGAAGCUCCAGCAGUGCCACAGCCAACAUUAACAGUAGCAACGACAGCCACAACAGCAGCAACAGCAGCAACAGCAACAACAGCCACAGCAACCUUUUCCUGAACGGUGACAACUUCAGUGGUGACCAGUUCUGGCAUGACGAUCCGUCUCUGAUGCCUUUGCGAAUCGGUUUCACAGCUUUCGCCGUGUUCUGCAUUUUCGUUGCUAGUCUAGCUGGAAACCUCUUCGUCUGUCUGGUAUUCUACAAGCGGCCGUCUCUACUGACCAUUUCCAACCGGUUCAUUCUCAACCUGACCUGCUGCAACAUACUGAACACGAUGUUCGUCAUGCCGUUUGUCUUCGUCACGACCAUCACCCAAGAAUGGGUCUUCAAAGGUAUUUGGUGCCAGUCGACCGGCUUUCUCAUGAACCUUAUCUUCGCCGCCAGCACCCUAACGCUGGUCGUCAUUUCCAUCGAUCGCUAUUGCGCCGUCAUUAGCCCCCUUCAUUACAACAUGAGGAUCACAACGCAACGAGCCACAAUGAUGAUUAUCGGUGUGUGGUUAUUGGCCAUAGUGGCCUCGUUACCCCCCUUGGUCGGCUGGAACCAUUUCGAGUACCAACCUGAAAAAUACUCCUGCACAGUUCUCUGGCGCAGCCCCCAUUACUCAGAUCGGACUUACACGCUGUUUUUGUCGCUGAUAUGUUUUGUAACGCCCCUCAUGGUCAUGCUAUGGGUGUACGUGGUUAUCUUUCGUGCGGCAAAGGACAAUAGUGAACGAGCGCGACGCAACAGCGUCAUACCUACGAACGGAGAAGAACAGUCACAGACUCCGUUAAGGUGUAGUAGGCGGCGAAGCAGCACGGCGCCAAUAAUUCUCAGCCGCAAACUGAGCACAUCGAGCCGGACUAGUUCGUUACUCUGGCACCGUGAUGAGUGGAAGGCAGCCAUUACGAGCAUGUUGGUCGUUUCAACGUUCGUCGUGUGUUGGCUUCCAUAUUUCGUCAUCAUAGUACUGGAAUCUUCAGUGUUGCUCAAGUCCGAGGACAUUCACCCUUUCUUGCAAGGUGCUGCGAUAUUCUUGGCGCUGUCUAGCUGCGCUUUCAACCCGCUCGUAUACGUUUUCCGUAGCAAAGUCGCCCGACAAGAACUCGUGUCCAUCUUACAUCCGAGACGAAGUCAUCCUGCGCUGACGAGAGGCAAUUCAAACGGAGCUGAAACCGGUGCGGCGCUUCCAAAACGAGGCCCUGAUACCGGUCAGAAGGACGCUCCGCCACCAAAUAUUUCUGAGCUGUGCCAACCGCAAUUAGCUCAGCUCACAGAAACAACAUUAUCAUCAACAGAGACAACAAACAACCCAAAUUCAGCAUUAUGAGAAAGACAAUUUCUAUUUGUUAUUGGACCUUAUAUUUAUUAUUUAUUUAUAUGUAUAUAUGGCUAUAUAUAUUUUCUUCUAUUUCUUCUUCUUCUUCUUCUUCUUCCACAGUUGGCAUGGACAUAUAAC